Nicrophorus vespilloides is the source of this 3244-nucleotide messenger RNA. RefSeq names its product serine/threonine-protein kinase OSR1 (gene fray). The record is from RefSeq and is a predicted model, not a curated record. Gene Ontology annotation, molecular function: ATP binding; protein serine/threonine kinase activity. NCBI's taxonomy places the organism in Eukaryota, Metazoa, Arthropoda, Insecta, Coleoptera, Silphidae. Gene Ontology annotation, biological process: protein phosphorylation. The transcript has 11 exons. The coding region runs from base 285 to 2045 and encodes 586 amino acids.
CUAUAUCUUCGAUGUUCUGCAGCCGCGAAGCGACCGCCGAAAUCAGACGUCAAAGACCACUCACUCACAAGAAGUGGAGGAAGAGCAACAACGGAUGAUCCGAUGUGCGGUUCGGUGCAGUAACAACAUCUUCGCUCUGUUUUUUUUUGUUGUUGUUGUUAGUUUUUAUCAUAAGUGCUGUGCAUUGAUCGACAACAAAAAAAAAACACAUAUUUGCGAACGCAUCCGCACGCAACACAGAAACAAUUGCUGAAGAGAACGACAACAAUUAGUGCAACAGAUAAAUGUUCAAAAUGUGGACGUCGAAGAACGAAAAAAACAACAAGCAAAACAGAAAGAUGGAAGCUCGUCGGAGGAAAACUGGCGUGUAUAGGAUGGAGUCGACGGAUCAGAUCGUCUUCGAGAACAACCGAUUUCUGAGCACUCUAGUUAUUGGAAAAAGGAAAAUAUCCGAUGAGGUGUUUCCGCCUGGAAGCCACGGCAUUUUCCGACAAAAAUCGAUUGGUUCGUGCGAGAGCCAUCUAUCGCUAAGUGGUUACGCAAGAGCCGCCAGACAGUCAAUCGGUAAUAUAGGAAACAUUCUGUCUCGCAAAAUGGCUGCUUCAACAUCACAGAGUUUGCAGCCGUGGGGAAAUACCAAGGAUGAUUACGAGUUGGGAAAGAUUAUCGGCGUCGGUGCAACAGCUGUUGUGCACGAAGCGUUCUGUAAAUCCAGGAACGAGAAAUGCGCCAUAAAGAAGAUAAACCUGGAGAAAUGGAACACGUCGAUGGACGAGCUGCUGAAGGAGAUCCAGGCGAUGUCCAGCUGCAACCACGAGAAUGUGGUCACGUAUUACACGAGCUUCGUCGUCAGAGAAGAAUUAUGGCUGGUGCUCAGAUUAUUGGAAGGAGGAAGUCUCUUGGAUAUUAUCAAGCAUAAAAUCAGGGCUUCUAAUUGCAAGCACGGAGUGUUUGACGAAGCCACCAUUGCCACCGUAUUGAGGGAAGUUUUAAAGGGUUUAGAGUACUUUCACAAUAACGGACAGAUCCACAGAGAUAUUAAAGCUGGAAACAUUUUAUUGGGAGAAGAUGGGACGGUGCAGAUUGCAGACUUCGGAGUGUCCUCGUGGUUGGCGACGGGGCGAGAUUUGUCACGACAAAAGGUUCGACACACUUUCGUCGGCACACCAUGCUGGAUGGCACCUGAAGUUAUGGAACAAGACCAUGGAUAUGACUUUAAAGCUGACAUCUGGUCGUUCGGUAUAACGGCUAUUGAGAUGGCAACGAGUACUGCCCCAUACCAUAAAUAUCCGCCAAUGAAAGUACUCAUGUUGACAUUGCAAAAUGAUCCACCAAAUUUGGAUACUGGAGCAGAAGAGAAGGACCAAUACAAGGCAUAUGGCAAAACAUUCAGAAAAAUGAUUACUGAUUGCUUGCAAAAGGAGCCUUCGAAACGCCCAACGGCUUCGGAGUUACUCAAACAUCCAUUCUUUAAAAAGGCCAAGGAUAAAAAGUACUUGCAAACCACCCUCGUUGCAAUUGGUCCAAGUUUAGAAAUUAGGGUACAAAAGGCGAGCAAGAGGCAACCGGGAGCCAGCGGCAGGCUGCACAGGAAAGAAACCGGUGAAUGGGUUUGGUCCAGCGAAGAUGAGGAUGGCGGAAGCGGUGGUAGCGGAAGUGACAGUGAUAUACCGGAUUCGAGGCCGAUGAAUACUCUUGCAGCAUCCCAAGGAUCAGACUCUGAGCACGACGAGAGUAGCGAAAGCGAAUCGCCCCCGGUUAACCUUGUCCUUCGAAUGAGGAACGCGAAACGUGAAUUGAAUGACAUAAGAUUCGAGUUUGCCGUCGGCAAAGAUUCGUCAGAGGGUAUUGCAAGUGAAUUGGUUGGUGCAGGUUUGGUGGAUAGCAGAGAUAUUCACGCAAUAACUACGAAUCUUCAGAAACUGAUAGAUACGAGGGAAGCGAGCAAAGUCGUCACUUUCCCACUGAUGUCUGGUUGCAGUACAAAUGAACAGCCGGAUGACAAGGCUCUGAUCGGUUUUGCCCAAAUCUCAAUAACAGACUGAAUAAUAUAUCUAACCAUAUCUUAUGCCUUAAACGUGUAUGUUAGUUAUAUAAUGCAAUUCGCUUACGCGAACUACAGAGGAAAUGCCGAACAUGUUACAUGCAUACACAAAUACUGGAAGGGAAUUGUUUGUUUAGAUUUAUUUAGCAGAAUAUAAUGCACUCCGUACUUAAAUCAUGUAAAAAAAAAAGAAAAAUCAUCCUUAGGUCAUUAGUAUUUCUUUAUAUAUAUUUUUUUCUUUUUUUUGUUAGUAUCUAUAAGGGGUUAUAAGUAAUUGUGAUUCUGACUAUGCGUAAACCGAUUGACAAUAAUCUAUUAUAUAUGUAUGGUUCAUUUAUCCAAUGACUAUCGGUAAUGUUAUACUAUAAACUAAAUGAUACGUCACGCGGUAAGAAGGAAAAGAAGAAAGCAACUACUGAAUUGUUUUAAAAUUUAUAUGUAUUUUGAUGGACCCCUUUGAUGAUUUAUUUUAAAUUUUAUCGAUUCCAGACAUAUAAUUGUUCUUUUUUUAAUUUAGUCAUAGUCAAUUAAGAGAUAAUAAUGGACUGUAGAUUCGACCAUAUUGCCUUUACAGUAGAACUGACAUUAAAAUAUAACUACUUUGAUAUAUGUAAAUGAGAAAUUGUUAAAAUUAAUUUAGGUCAACGAAUUGUAUUUGUUUAUUACUGUAAUAUUAAUUAAACAUGAUGCGAGAUGACCUCAAUAUAGUAGGAAUAACUAACAUAACAAUAAGAGGAAAACGAAUUGGACGGUGUUGACUUCUACGCUUGGUUUAUUAGUUUAGUGUCUGCUACAUAAUUUUGCUUAUCUUUUGUCAUGUUGGUUGUUCAAACAAAAAGAGAUUCGAAACAAUAAUUACUGAUAGGAGAAUCCGAAUCGGUCGUAUUUAUUAUAUUAUAUAUGAAUUUGCGCUUUAGUGUACAGACAAAAUGAAGUACUCGUCGACAUAGCAUAAUGGUUAACAUUUAAAUCCGGGAUCGAAUCGAUCGUGGAAAUGUCUCCCACUAUCUGCGUUUUACCCACUUUAGCUUCAUUUUGGCCUAUAACUAAAUCUGUCUUAAUUAGUGAUAUUUGUAUAAUCCACUUGCAAUAGUGAUUUUCAUGCUGGCAAACCACGCCAAUUGAUCCUAUAUUUAUAAUUUAAUUGAAAUUAUAUAAUUGGUCUGUAUAUACAAUAUUUAUUUAUUUCCAUGGUACUGU